UGGCCGAACAGCUAUUACUCCCACGCGACCGAGAUUAUUUGAAGGAGAUGGGGAGUGGCAGCGUGGCUAGUGAGCUCUUCGAUCAUGCCUUCUUGAGUUUGCAGAAAGCCGCCUUCCUCAUGGAGAGGACUGUUGCUAUGGAGGCGGAGCUUAGCGAGUUGAGGGCCGAGCGGGAGAACUGGAAGGGAGAGAUGACGGCUGUCAAGAAGACGCGUGAUGAGGCCCGUCAGGUUGUAAAGAAGUUGGAGUCUGCCAAGUUGGAAGAUGCUCGCCGGCUGGAGCGGGCUGUAGCGGACUGCAAGGAACUCGAAGCCAAAGUUGUUGCGUUGGAGCAACAAGUACUUUAUAAAAGCUGUGAGACAGAGGUUCGAGUUCGGGGCGAGAUGGCCUUGGCGUAUCUCGAGAAUCAGCCCCCCAAGACUUGGGAUGUCCAACAAUACAUCGAUGAGUUUAAUGAGUGGAAGGCUGGCCAGGAGGAGCAGGAGAUGCAGCUUGCAAGCAACUUUGCCGGGAUGACCACUGGAGACGACCAUCCUUAGACGGGGAAGCGACUUC
This is a messenger RNA of Salvia miltiorrhiza (redroot sage), 555 nucleotides long. RefSeq lists its product as uncharacterized. The record is from RefSeq and is a predicted model, not a curated record. The transcript is spliced from 2 exons. Bases 48 to 539 code for a protein of 163 amino acids. NCBI's taxonomy places the organism in Eukaryota, Viridiplantae, Streptophyta, Magnoliopsida, Lamiales, Lamiaceae.